AUGAUUUUUGUCUGUAAGCUGUGUGAGGUGUUUAAAUGCUCAUCGACUCUCUCCACUCACCUGCUGAUCCACUCCAACACUCGGCCUUACUCCUGUCAAUACUGCGGCAAGAGAUUCCACCAGAAAUCUGACAUGAAGAAACACACCUUCAUACACACUGGUGAGAAGCCACACGUGUGUGUGGUGUGUGAGAAGGCAUUCAGCCAGAGCUCCAACCUGAUCACUCACAGCAGGAAGCACAGCAACUACAGACCGUUCCGCUGCCUGCACUGCCCGCUUGGCUUCCAGAGGAAACUGGACCCGCAGCGACACCUCGAGACGCACUGCAGCAGCAGCAUUUUUUUUAAUUAG
Neoarius graeffei (lesser salmon catfish) is the source of this 351-nucleotide messenger RNA. Its product is annotated as zinc finger protein Gfi-1b-like. The transcript is spliced from 3 exons. Gene Ontology annotation, biological process: regulation of transcription by RNA polymerase II. The record is from RefSeq and is a predicted model, not a curated record. Gene Ontology annotation, molecular function: RNA polymerase II cis-regulatory region sequence-specific DNA binding; DNA-binding transcription factor activity, RNA polymerase II-specific. Bases 1 to 351 code for a protein of 116 amino acids. NCBI's taxonomy places the organism in Eukaryota, Metazoa, Chordata, Actinopteri, Siluriformes, Ariidae.